GCGGGCGCCGAGGCCCGAGCCUUUGAGACCGGAGCCGAGAUAACGCCGAGCCGCGGUGCCCCGGUGGGCCGCCCCAGCCGAAGUCAUGGGCAUCAAAUUUUUAGAAGUUAUCAAACCUUUCUGUGCUGUUCUACCAGAAAUUCAGAAACCUGAAAGGAAAAUCCAGUUUAGGGAGAAGGUACUAUGGACUGCUAUAACGCUCUUCAUUUUCUUAGUAUGUUGUCAGAUACCACUGUUUGGAAUCAUGUCAUCAGAUUCUGCAGAUCCUUUCUAUUGGAUGAGAGUGAUUCUUGCAUCCAACAGAGGAACUUUAAUGGAAUUGGGUAUCUCCCCAAUUGUAACAUCUGGUUUGAUUAUGCAGUUGUUAGCUGGAGCCAAAAUCAUUGAAGUUGGAGAUACACCCAAAGAUAGAGCUCUAUUCAAUGGAGCCCAGAAAUUAUUUGGUAUGAUCAUUACCAUUGGGCAAGCCAUUGUAUAUGUCAUGACGGGCAUGUAUGGGGAUCCUGCUGAAAUGGGUGCUGGAAUCUGUCUCCUUAUCAUUAUUCAGUUGUUUGUUGCUGGUUUGAUUGUGCUGCUGUUAGAUGAGCUGCUACAGAAGGGUUACGGCCUGGGGUCUGGUAUUUCCCUCUUUAUUGCCACCAACAUCUGUGAAACCAUUGUCUGGAAGGCCUUUAGUCCCACUACUAUUAACACUGGCAGAGGUACUGAAUUUGAGGGUGCUGUCAUAGCUCUCUUUCAUUUACUGGCCACCAGGACCGACAAAGUCCGAGCUUUAAGGGAGGCGUUCUAUCGUCAGAACUUACCCAAUCUCAUGAACCUCAUUGCUACCGUCUUUGUGUUUGCUGUUGUUAUAUAUUUUCAGGGAUUUCGUGUUGACCUGCCCAUUAAGUCUGCCCGGUAUCGAGGACAGUACAGCAGCUACCCCAUCAAGCUCUUCUACACCUCAAACAUCCCCAUUAUUCUUCAGUCGGCCUUAGUGUCAAACCUCUAUGUUAUUUCCCAGAUGCUGUCUGUUCGAUUCAGUGGCAACUUCUUAGUUAAUUUACUAGGACAGUGGGCAGAUGUCAGUGGGGGAGGACCUGCUCGCUCUUACCCAGUGGGAGGCCUUUGUUACUAUCUUUCUCCUCCUGAGUCCAUGGGUGCCAUAUUUGAGGAUCCUGUCCAUGUGGUUGUUUAUAUCAUCUUCAUGCUGGGAUCAUGUGCAUUCUUUUCUAAGACAUGGAUAGAGGUGUCUGGUUCCUCAGCCAAAGAUGUAGCUAAACAGCUUAAAGAACAGCAAAUGGUAAUGAGGGGCCACAGAGAUACCUCUAUGGUUCAUGAGCUUAAUAGGUAUAUCCCCACCGCAGCUGCGUUCGGCGGUUUGUGCAUUGGCGCCCUGUCAGUGUUGGCCGACUUCCUAGGGGCCAUUGGCUCUGGCACUGGAAUUCUGCUCGCAGUUACUAUUAUUUAUCAGUAUUUUGAAAUAUUUGUUAAGGAACAGGCUGAAGUAGGUGGGAUGGGUGCUUUGUUUUUCUAAAUGUUCCAGUACUUUUUUGUGUGAAGAGAAAACAUUUUGACACAUUGUUUUUGUCAAAUAAUGCUGGCUCCCCUCUUCUCCCCUCAUUUUUUUUCAAGUGCUAACUGUUCCAUUUCUGAAAUGGGCACCGAGCUAAGCCUGUGUGCAGCAUUAGUACCAGCUGCCUUAAAACUAAAGUUUACAUUAUUCAUUAGAAAAUAUACAUGUAGUGUUGCCUGUGAUGCUGAAAACCAAUGUACCCGCCUUGCCGUGUUCAGUUGUGACGGUGAGGUAACGUGGAUCAGUUUUGCACACAAUAUUCAAAACACUCAGUAUUGCCCCCACUUGUUUAAAAAUAAAUAUAGUUCAAAUUGUCACUUUCCAGUAUUUUGGACUUAUCUAUAUUUUAGAUAUAAUUACUUUUUAUACUUUUUAAACUCGUAGUAUCCAUGUUCCAACCCUCCCUUUCCAUUCCUUCCCUUUUAUUUGUCCCUUUUCAAAGCAGCCACUUAGCCCAGAUGGGCAAAAUCAAGUUUCUUCAAGCUCUGUCACUAGAAAAACUACUUAUAAUUAUUAUUCUUGUUUUCCAUUCCUCUUUCUUCCCAGUGAUAGCACAAUUGGUGCUGUUUUUACUGUAUUGGCUAUGCCUUUGAAUUCCAAGUCACUUGAGAAUGCUCUUUCAAGAUACCAUGUCCCAGUUGUUUUAUUUAAAAACCCUAAAGCAAAGAUCUAAUUCUCAAGCAAUGUCUGUAGUUCAGUGGGGGUGAACAAGGAGUAAUUCAUGCUAGGAAUCUGUAUACGUUGUUGUACUUUAUAGCAGCAACAUGAGUGUAAACAGUAGAUAACAAACUUUUAUUUAAUACAACUGUUUCAGUUGUGUUGGAAAAAUAAAAAUCUGAUAUUAAAUGCUUUGUGUAGGUUCAUUGUAUUCAUACAGAAUCUGUCCUGAGGUGCCUAUUGCAAGAGGUCAAAUGUAAUUAGUGUAUAAUCCUAAAAUAUUGAGGGACAGUGACCAACUUAAGGUUCCUCAGUUAUGUCACUAACAUUUGGAAGCAGGAAAACACUGGUCUCAAAUGAUAUCCCAGCCCCCAUUUGAAAUAGUAGCAGUUCUUUAUCAAUAACUUAUUUUUAAAGUAUGUGCUUUAUUGUCCAAAAAGAGAUCAGAUUUAAUUUUUGAAAGACUUCCUUUUCAAAAGUAUUAUUUUCCAUUGUUUUUUACCUUUUUGUUAAGUAUAUUUUAUUUAGCUUAGGUUCACAAAGCCAAAUAACUACAGGGGCAAGGCAGAUAAAGUAAAAGCUGGCAGGACAGCAAGGAUGGUCAAGGGGUGAACAUCUCAGGGUGCAGACCAUUGUUACCAUAGAAAUAGGGACCUAGUGUUGUUUUUAUCUGUUUUGUUUUUUUCCAAGAGAAGGUAAAAAAAUAUGGCUUUCAUGGGAAAUCUUCAACUUAUUUUAUUUCAAGAGAGAGAGAGAGAAACAUCCAUGUGAGAGAAACAUCCAUGUGAGAGAAACAUCAACCGGCUGCCUCCUGCAUGCCCCCUAACUGGGGAUC
This is a messenger RNA of Molossus molossus (Pallas's mastiff bat), 3047 nucleotides long. RefSeq names its product SEC61 translocon subunit alpha 2 (gene SEC61A2). Gene Ontology annotation, molecular function: ribosome binding; transmembrane protein transporter activity; signal sequence receptor activity. The transcript has 12 exons. Lineage: Eukaryota; Metazoa; Chordata; Mammalia; Chiroptera; Molossidae. Gene Ontology annotation, cellular component: membrane; Sec61 translocon complex. Bases 86 to 1516 code for a protein of 476 amino acids. The record is from RefSeq and is a predicted model, not a curated record. Gene Ontology annotation, biological process: SRP-dependent cotranslational protein targeting to membrane, translocation; post-translational protein targeting to membrane, translocation.